AACAACUGAUGUUCUUACAUUUCUUGGGCAACACGAUUUUUUUUUCAAUUAAAAAAAAGAAGAAACGUUUGAAACUACCGAUUUUGCAUAGCACACUGAGAGGAACAAUACUCUAUCAAUUGAAAAAUGGGAAGAUUUAACUGGCUAGGGAUGUAUGGACGGCGUUUACUGUCAUCCAUGGUUGUUGAAUCGCCCAUUAACCAGAAUUUUUGGCUUGACAAACCUUCUGCAUUGCGUCAGUCGUUAUUCGGUGAAAGAGCUUUGCAUAGUUGUACCUUUGUUAUUCAAAAACAUGCUGAUUUUGACACCGCGGGAAUGUUAUUGGCGAAGCGCUGUAUUCAUGCUACAGGAUCUUGUUACUCCAGUCAGCGAGGCUACUAUGAAGUUCUUGGUGUUCCUGGAAAUGCGAGCCAGGAUGAGAUAAAAAAGGCGUUUUAUGCCCUAGCCAAAAAGUAUCAUCCAGAUGCAAAUAAGAAUAAUCCUUCUGCAAAGAGGAAAUUUCAAGAGAUAAGAGAUGCCUAUGAGGUUCUGCGAGAUUCUACAAAGAGGGCUCAGUAUGACAUGGGUCGAAGUAGAGACUCAGAGAAUGUAGAAUAUAAUACUGGUGGUGCAGAGGGGUUUAAAUAUGCGCGAAGUACGUCCUGGAAGAAUGUAGAAUAUAAUACUGGUGGUGCAGAUGGGUUUAAAUAUGCUCGAAGUAGAUCCUGGGAGAAUGUAGAAUAUAAUACUGGUGGUGCAGAGGGGUUUAAAUUUACUUAUCAUACUCGUUUCUCUGAAUCUUUCAAUAAAACAUUCUCUGAGAUUUUUGAAGAUGAGACUGACCAAUUUGAACCUGAUAUUCAGGUGGAGCUAUUACUCUCUUUUUCUGAAGCUGCUAAAGGGUGUACAAAACAUGUGUCUUUUGAUGCAUUUGUGCCCUGUGAUUCUUGCUAUGGGCAUGGCUACCCAAUAGGUGCCAAAACAAGGGUCUGUCCCAGAUGCAGGGGCAUAAGAAGAGUUAUCAUCCCGCUAUUCACGUCAACAUGCAGCACUUGUAAAGGAACGGGACAAAUAAUUAAGGAAUACUGUAUCUCAUGUAAAGGAUCAGGAGUGGUUGAUGGCAUCAAGGACGUCAAAGUGACAAUUCCAGCAGGGGUGAACUCUGGAGAUAAAAUAUGCAUUCCAAAUGCGGGUAAUGUUGCUGGACGAGGAAGCCAACCUGGGAACUUAUACAUAAAACUAAAGGUAGCCAAUGAUCAUGUCUUUACUAGAGAUGGUGCAGAUGUUUAUGUGGACUUUAAUAUCAGCUUUACUCAAGCUAUUCUUGGCGGAGAGGUUGAUGUGCCUACUUUGUCAGGGAAGGUGCAAGUAAAAAUACCAAAGGGGGUUCAGCAUGGGCAACAGUUGGUCUUAAGAGGGAAAGGACUACCAAAGCAUGGUUUUCUUAGAGACCAUGGAGAUCAAUAUGUGCGCUUUCAUGUUAACUUCCCUAAAGCAUUAAACAAACGCCAACGUGCUAUAUUGGAAGAAUUUGCAAAAGAGGGAAUUAAUAGUGAGAACAGCACCUCCAGUGAAGGAAAUUGGUGGCGGCAAAUUAUCGAACGAGCAUCAGGUGGAAAGUUCAUGCUUGAGUUCUCUCUAUUCCUGUUAAUCCUCUUGUUCCUGAAAAAAAUGAUUGGCUGAGCAGAAAUUCUAACAUAACUUUGAUGGAGAGAUUUUUGGCAAGAAUAAUGAGACCGUUUUGAAGGAUUUCAGCAAAUACAAUUCGACAGUUUAAUAAUACAAUCAGUCAAGUACCUUUGUCAUACCCCAUUCAUCGGCAGCAAGUCAUUGCCUGUUCUCACUUUUUGGCUCCGCUAUAGUUUCAGAAUGCUGCGAAGAAAUAAAUUUUAUUCUUUCCGAAUAAUACUAUAUGUACAAACAAAGCGUACAAAACAUUUCGUAAUAAUUUUGAUUUAUUUGGUUGGGUUUUAAUGCAAACCUUUUCAAUAUUUUCUUUGUUUUCUCGGUUAGAGAUGAGCCUAAAUCUGAACGGCCUCACUGAUCCGGGGUAGUUUGGGAUUUUCAUGCUA
Mangifera indica (mango) is the source of this 2051-nucleotide messenger RNA. Its product is annotated as chaperone protein dnaJ 1, mitochondrial-like. The record is from RefSeq and is a predicted model, not a curated record. Gene Ontology annotation, cellular component: cytoplasm. Lineage: Eukaryota; Viridiplantae; Streptophyta; Magnoliopsida; Sapindales; Anacardiaceae. Bases 127 to 1662 code for a protein of 511 amino acids. The transcript is spliced from 19 exons. Gene Ontology annotation, molecular function: ATP binding; heat shock protein binding. Gene Ontology annotation, biological process: protein refolding; response to heat.